AUGUUAGAUGAACUAUAUAAAGCAGAACGUGGAGAGAUGGAAAAGAAACUUCAAGCAAAAGAUGAAGUCAUUGAAUCCAAAGACAAAAGCAUACAGAAAAGAAUACCACGUUCAGUACCAAAAGGAAAGGAAAAGAGUUAUAAGUAUAUGAUAUAUACUGAAGAGUUGGAGAAAGAAGAAGAUAAAGAUAUGGUUAUGUUGCAUUUAGUCAGAAGAAACAACAAGAGCUUUUAUGACCUUGCUAAGAUUUACAAAUCUGACAGAAACUGGUUCUAUCGUGAAAACUUACCGAUUUCAAUGACACCGAAUGAGCAAAUAAAGGAAAUUGUCAAAAGUACUCUUCCUCAAACACACUAUGACAUCAAAGGUUGCACAAUACUUACAUUCAAAGAAGACUUACCAUUACUGAAGGAAAAAAUAACAGAAUAUUUCGAUAACUUCAAAGAGGAAGAAUAA
Molecule: messenger RNA, 456 nt
Organism: Trichomonas vaginalis G3
Lineage: Eukaryota; Parabasalia; Trichomonadida; Trichomonadidae
Exons: 1
Coding region: 1-456 (151 amino acids)
Source: RefSeq, a predicted model, not a curated record